Solanum verrucosum is the source of this 910-nucleotide messenger RNA. Its product is annotated as lipid phosphate phosphatase epsilon 2, chloroplastic-like. The record is from RefSeq and is a predicted model, not a curated record. The transcript is spliced from 4 exons. Lineage: Eukaryota; Viridiplantae; Streptophyta; Magnoliopsida; Solanales; Solanaceae. Bases 64 to 861 code for a protein of 265 amino acids. Gene Ontology annotation, molecular function: dolichyldiphosphatase activity. Gene Ontology annotation, biological process: protein N-linked glycosylation; lipid biosynthetic process. Gene Ontology annotation, cellular component: intracellular membrane-bounded organelle; endoplasmic reticulum membrane.
UCGUCGUCCUGUUACAUUUCUGCCUGUGGGGCUUUUGUUUUCAAUUAGAGAAAAAUUCCAACAAUGUCUACUGCAACUGCCCUUGUUAUUUCCCCCUUUCUUCGUUUUCCAAAAUUUUCCAAUUCUAAAUUGGAUUUCCGUCGGAAGUUCGCUUCUUUUUCUCUGUAUACAAGACACAAAUCAUCUCCAUUAACUAUUGCUAGAACUCGAACCACCGCAGAAGAUGAGGCGAUGGGUGUCAGUUUUGAAAAAGAAGAAGUUUUCGUUGAUGGGUCCUCGAGUUCUGCUUCCGCUGGACUUAACGCCACUCUCAAUAGCUUGAGUAAGUGGCUGGUGGCUGCACUUUUUGGUAUAAUCUUCCUUUGGAGACAUGAUGCGGAAGCUCUUUGGGCUGCUUCUGGUUCUGUUCUGAAUUCUGGGCUCUCAACUGUAUUGAAGAGAAUUCUAAACCAAGAGCGACCUGUUUCUACGAUAAGAUCGGAUCCUGGAAUGCCAUCUUCUCAUGCGCAGUCAAUCUUUUACACAGUGACGUUCUGUAUUGUCUCAAUGGUAGAAUAUUUUGGGUUAAACGGAAUCACUGCAGUAAUUAGCGCACUCAUCUUUGCAAUUGGCUCCUACUUUUCUUGGCUACGGGUUUCACAACAAUUUCACACAACCAGCCAAGUAGCCGUGGGUGCUGCACUGGGAUUCUCUUUCUCCAUUUUCUGGUUUUGGUUGUGGGAUGCGAUAGUCCUUGAUGCAUUUAUUUCACACUUGUGGGUUCGGAUUGUUGUUGUUCUUGGCACAGCAGCCAUUUGUGCUAGCUUUCUCCUAUAUGUGAUCCGAUAUUGGGUUCUUGAGGAGAUCAACUUAUACUACUGAGAAACUACACACUAACAUUGAACUUUCAUAUAGAAACUAACAAAACAAA